GCAAGAAAGAUUGCUGCCCACUCUAGAAGAGCAGGCACACACACACACACACAGAGAGAGAGAGAGAGAGAGAGAGAGAGAGAGAGAGAGAGAGCAUUUUUUUCCUGGGAGGUUGAGAAAUAGGUGGUGGUCCAGGACGGGCACAGAGAGACACAGAGAGAGAGAGAGAGAGAGAGAGAGAGAGAGAGAGAGAGAGAGAGAGAGAGAGAGAGAGAGAGAGAGAGAGAGAGAGAUGGAGGGGGAGAAGGAUGACGAGAACUGGUCACGCGAGGAGAACGAAAGAGAACCGCCGGGAAUGCUGACGAAAGAAGAGCAGUCGGCACUGGCCGGCAAGAGCAAGGCUGUUGAAGGGGCCGGGAAUUCUCUUGCUCGUGGCUAUGGACAGGUCAUCAAGGCCACGUUGAAGCGUGUGGGUAAACCGGGGUGGUCUUUGAUUGUGAUCUCUGGGUUGUGCAUGAUUCUGACGGUCUUUGUUCUGCCUCGGAGUCGUUUCUGGACCGUCGAUUCCUUUGCAAGUUCGCAAGGCGGAUCGCUGACCACAGCGAAUUGGACGACUGUCACGACUGUCACGACUAUCACGACUGUCACACCAGAAAAGUUACCUUUUUGGAAAACCUUUUCGUGCAAUUACAGUGAUCUCCACGCCGCUUUUGCUAAUUCUACUAUUUCUGAUUGCCGCCUUAAUUACAUGCAAGGACGAUGGGUGCUGGAUCUCGAGAGGCCGAGCCCAUACCCCUCUUGUCCAGGUCUGUAUAAGUAUAAUUGCGCUCGAGCAGGAAGGCAGAAUGACACCUAUCAGCACUGGCGAUGGCAGGCGUCCACGUGUCACAUUCCCGAGUUCAGCGUGCGUCGAUUUGUCCAAGCUUUGCACUGUAUCAAUAAGCGGCGGCUAUGGCGGAAAGCGAGAUCAUCACCCCAAGCAGGGAGUGCUGGAGCUCGUGACGAUGACGUGGAUGGCGGCGGGGAAGAAGGCGGCCAGGAGGCGGUGAAGACCGAGAAGGAGCCGAAGACGAUGGGGAGCGAAAGCAGCAUGUCCGCCGGUCCUGAGAAGGCCGUUGGCAAGCCGGCGGACAGUUUCACAGAGUCGGACAAUUUCGCGACUUUGGCUUUCGCGGGGGACAGCUUGGGGGAGAACAUGUUCUUAUCCCUCACUUGUAUGAUUACCGCGCAGUACGGCAGGCCUGAAAGUUUUUCCACGGCGGACCACCGGUUAUGCAGGGUAUGGGCAGGAGAGCUCCAGGUCAGAGUAUGCCAGUUCUGGGCCCCAUACCUAAUACGUCUUCAAGAGCAGGACAAUGGGCGGGAGAUCCCGGGCGCGACCCAUCGGACACUUCCUCCUCCUCAUACCGCGACCCGUCGUCAUUCUCCUGCCUCUGCUAGUGCUCACGGUGCUCAUGUGACGCGAGUGCGCGUCAACAGAAAUGGAACUGCCAGAGGUAGAAGUAGUAGUACUACUGGUAGGACGACGCUCUGUACAAGUACAACAUCAGGACGGCCAGGACGACAACGAAAAGGAGUACGACUAGGAGGAGGAGCGGGAGUAGGAGGAGCAGCAGGAGUAGCAGGAGGAGGAUGGCGGUUUUGGGCAGGCAGAGGUAGACGUAAUCUUACCACCACUGGUCGGAGAGCGCUCGGUACUAGUUCAGCAGCAGGACGACGACAACCACGAGGAGGAGGGGGAGGGGGAGGAGGAGGGUUUGACAGUGCUCCGUGGUGGGAACUCCACGUGGACAGAUUAGCAUCCGGUUGGAUUGCCAAACUAGAUUCCGUUGACGUCAUCGUUGUGAGCACGGCUCAUUGGUGGAACUACGAGAAGCUGACACUUCGCAAGAUCAGAUUCGUGCAAGGGGGUAUUCCUAGGCCGGACAUGUCGAAGGAAACAGCAGUUCGCCUGGCCGUACGUUUGGCGGCGGAGCAUAUAAUCCAGUUAAUGCGGAACGGGUCCUUCACAGGGCAGGCCUAUUUUCGCUCCUUCUCCCCGGUGCACUUCACGGGGGGAAAAUGGAACACCGGAGGCCGAUGCGAUGCCGAUCUCCCGAUGACCGAGGACAGGGGAAGGAGGGGAAUGACAAUUCCAGCGGACUCGUGGAAGGACGCCAUGAAGUCAUGCCGCGAGUGUGCGCUUGAUUACCUGGAUAUCACUCACCUCUCGAACUUCCGCAGUGACGGGCAUCCGUCGAAAUAUACGGGGAAAGGGGGGAACGACUGCUCGCACUGGUGCCUUCCCGGUGUGCCAGACACUUGGAACGAAAUACUGCUGAUGUUGAUGGAAAUGAAUCUCGCAAAGGGUUUAGGGUCAGUCACUGACUAACCCGAAUUGCUGCUGCUUCUGUCCUAGAAGGGGGAGGGGGGGCGAGAAAGGGAGAUUGCUGGCCGCUGUUGCCUGCCCGGUGUGCCAAUGUGUGCCGGAUAUUGACUUACCGUGAGCGCGCGGGUGCGCAGCCCGUGGUUUGGGGUUGGAUUGAGAAGUUGCGUUGUGGGGCAUAGUAGGCGUUUUGAAGUGGAAAUAGGGGCUUUGUAUGGUAUUAGUGUGUUGGACAUAUCUGACAUAUUGGUAGAUAGAUAGAUAGAUAGAUAGGUAGAUAGAUUGAUAUAGAUAGAUAGAUAGAUAGAUAGAUUGAUAUAGAUAGAUAGAUAGGUAGAGAGACAGGUAGAUAGAUAGAUUGAUAUAGAUAGAUAAAUAGGUAGAAAGACA
Chara braunii is the source of this 2695-nucleotide messenger RNA. The record is from the annotation of a GenBank genome assembly. NCBI's taxonomy places the organism in Eukaryota, Viridiplantae, Streptophyta, Charophyceae, Charales, Characeae.